AUGAAGCCAUGGACUGCCUUGUCGUGUUUCCUGGCUUUGUGUGGGGCCGAGCAGAUUCUAUGGUUGCAGAGGCACGACUUACAUCCCUUGGCGCUGACGGAUGCCAACUCCACCGUGUACCAGGCUUGGCAGACAAGGAGUCAGACAAGCACUUUGUAUGCGAAUCGGUUACUUGCACUGGAGCAACUGGCAGCGAGCAGUCUGCGAUCGGAGGAACUGAACGACAGACGGAACUUGUACUACACAGCUGCAGUGCAGAUUGGUGCGCCGCCCAAGGAGGUGCAGCUCAUCCUGGACACAGGAUCCUCGGACCUCUGGGUUUCCGAGCGGGUUUACGACCCUGAUGAAUCGAUGACAUGGAGUUCGGAAGGGCAGCCCGUGAACAUGACUUACGGCAUCGGCUUUAUGAGUGGUGUCUACGGGCUCGAUCGGGUCUGUCUUGUAACAAGUCCUCAGAGGACCUGUAUCAACAAGCAGCCCGUGAUUUACGGCAUGGAAACGCGAGACAUUCCCAACAGAAUCCAUGGUGUCCUCGGGCUGGCCUUCAUCGGACUGUCACAUGUGCACCGUACUUUCCUGCGGAAUCUCAACGAGAGCUUUGCGGACCUCGCCUUCGCGUUUGCACUGCACGGGGGUGACCAGCAAUCGCUGUUCACAGUGGGCGACUACGAUGAGGUCCUCGCUCGGGGCUUCCUGGUCACCGGCAUCGACAAAGCUUCGGUGGUGCGUGCAAACGUUCUGAACGUUUUCAGGGUCCAAGGCGAAGUGGGGCCCCAAGCAGGCUGGUGGCUCGUGAAAGCCCGCGUGAAGGCAACAGCGCCACAUCUAUGGAAAUUGCGCCUGUCCUACUUCCUGCUCACGCUGCUACACCUGAUCUUGCUGCUUUGCUGCUUGUUCAGCCUUCGGUCUUUGGGACAACGCUACUGCCUUGCGCACCUUGGCUGGUCGGUUGUCAUCUUCUUGAUCCUGUACUUUCUGCAAGUCCUCACUGCGGGAAACUUCGAUCAAACAGUGCUGGCGUGCCUGGAUACCGGCACGUCUUUGAUUUCCAUCCCAGCAGGUGAGUUUGUCAGAGUGACGCUCGGGCUCUUCGGGACAGCCGUGUUGGAUCAGUGCUUCUUGAAUGAGGGGGUUGAGCUCCUCUGCCCCUGUUCGCUGGCUGAUUCCGCGACGGCGCUGAACAUUUAUUUCCACGAGCAACUCAUCCGCCUGGAGAUGUCAGAGUUGUUCAUGAAGGUGGCGACAAUCCACGGUGAGGACUUCUGCAGGACCGGCUUGUCGGCUUCGAAUCAGGGCAUUUGGAUCUUGGGAGAUUCCUUUCUGCGUAGCGUCUACGCGGUGCAUAGCUUCAACCGGAAAGAGGUCGCCAUGUUUCCUUACAGGCCGGUCUCACCGGUUUCGCUCGAGGCAGAAGCCCCCAUCCCUCUGUGGGCUUGGUUGGCUCUCUGGGUAUCGAUGGCCUCGCUGGUUUAUCUGGCCUUCCUGUACUUCAAGAAGACAGAGAGCUCCAGGGAGGCCCUUUCUGGGGCAGUGAAGGUGCCGCUACUACGGCCUGAGCUGAUGUCGAUGUCUAGGAUCUAA
Molecule: messenger RNA, 1581 nt
Organism: Symbiodinium sp. CCMP2456
Lineage: Eukaryota; Dinophyceae; Suessiales; Symbiodiniaceae
Source: the annotation of a GenBank genome assembly